AUGACUAUCGGACUUAAUGAUAUGAGCGACAGGGCUAGGGCGUACCCCGCAGGCGACGCGCAGGGGCAGCACCCGGCUCCUGUGGGAAGUGGACUAGGGUUGUCGCAUUUAACGGUGCGGAUGCGACGUAAGAAGCUAGCCCGGAGAGAGAGGCAUGUCAGAGCAGGUUGUGAUGAGAGUAUGAAAGAGAGGUUUUGGGAGGAAUUUGAUAGUAUGAUAAUGGGAAUACCAGAUAGUGAAGAGAUUUAUAUUGGUGGUGAUUUUAAUGGACAUGUAGGAAGAGUGAAUGAUGGGUACGAAAGAGUACACGGUGGGUGGGGGUAUGGAAUGCGGAACAGCGAGGGGGAAACCCUUCUACAAGCGGCAGUUGCAUUUGAUCUGGCUGUACUAAACACGUGGUUCCAAAAACGUGACCAACAUCUUAUCACUUAUAAAAGUGGUAACCACGCUACACAGAUUGAUUAUUUCCUGAUAAGACGGAACAGAAUCAACUGUGUCAAAAACUGCAAAGUGCUGCCAGGCGAAGAUUUGGUGUCCCAGCACCGAAUUCUGCUAGCUGACGUUAGUAUUGCUGUUCGCCCCAACAAGAACAAGGUUUGUCCCCCGCCCAAAAUAAAGUGGCAUCUAUUGCAAAAUAAUGAGUAUGCUAGUGAAUUUAGGGAGCAAGUAGUGACCAAAAUGUUAGAGAUGGGUGAAAUGGAAGGAAUGAGUGCGAAUGAAUGUUGGUUAGUAAUGGCUGGCUAUAUUAGAAGUGUGGCAAAGAAUGUAUUUGGGGAAACAAAAGGGAAGCGUAUGAUAGAUAAAGAAGUAUGGUGGUGGAAUGAAAGUGUUCAAGAAGUGUUAAGAGAAAAGAAAAAGGCGUUUAAAGAAUGGCAGAUGGUUGAGGAUGAGAAUGAAACAUUAAAAGAAAGUAAGAAAGAGGUGUAUAAAGAAUGUAAGAAAAGAGCCAAGAGGACAGUUGCAAUUUGUAGGGCGGAGGCGCAGGACAAUCUGUACCGGUCUUUGGAAAGACCUGAAGGUCAGAAACGACUUUACCAAAUUGCAAGGGCUCGAGAAAGGAAUGGAAGAGAUAUUUCGCAUGUUAAAUGUAUAAAAGAUGAUUCUGGGAAGAUUCUGACUGAUGAUGAAAGCAUAAAAGAACGAUGGAAGAAAUAUUUUGAAAAGUUGAUGAAUGAAAAAAAUGAAUGGAAUGGUGUGCUUGAAAAUCCACCAUUGAAUCUGGGCCUUGUUAGGGAGAUUAGUGUGGAAGAAGUGAAAGUGGCUGUAAGAAAUAUGAAGAAUGGAAAAGCCGUGGGCCCGGAUGGAAUACCAGUUGAAGUAUGGAAGUUGUUGAGUGCGGAUGGAUGGAAAUGGCUGAGUGUAUUCUUCGAUCGUCUUGUACGCGUGUUCGAUCCGCUGCUGGAACUACUGACAGCAUCGGUGUGGCUGUGGGUUUGCACCAGGGCUCGGCAUUGA
Molecule: messenger RNA, 1455 nt
Organism: Leguminivora glycinivorella
Lineage: Eukaryota; Metazoa; Arthropoda; Insecta; Lepidoptera; Tortricidae
Exons: 3
Coding region: 1-1455 (484 amino acids)
Biological process (GO): chromatin remodeling
Cellular component (GO): nucleus
Source: RefSeq, a predicted model, not a curated record